UUCAAAUUUUGUGCAACAGUAAAAAGCUUCACUUGUGCCCUUAAUGGAUAAUUCAUAUAUUCAGACAACGACCCCACUAGCUGCCUUAUGAUCUUUUCAGAAAGCCAUACAGUGACUUUAAUGGGGGCUUGUCCUCUAGCGGUUCUCAACAUCUGGUUGUACUUAAAGGACGCCAUGUUGGUAUUAGAUGAGCUGUAACUUUGGGUGAGAAAUAACCUGCAACAAGAGGGUCACUUGUCUGGGAACACGAGCGGAGACAACAGUAAUGUGAACUUUUAAGAUGACCAGGUCUGCUGGGGUCAGAGCUGUAUUACUGUCGCAUCAACACUUAAAGCUUGUGGCGUAGGCUGAUUCACUGCCACUACAAAUGUGAAACUGUCCACCGGGUUAAAUGACACUGUUUAGCUGGAGUCUGCAUGACUCACUGUCUUUUGAGGUCUAUGGAAAGUGGAAAGACGAGGACUUCUACAGUUUUUAGUUUACCUUUCCUUUGCCCGUUGAUGUAAAGUUAAGUACCAUUUAUCCCGCACAGUGAUCUAUUCUCGGGCACCGGUCCAGAGCAUUAGGAUGUGGACUCUAUUGAUAUAUGGCCCAGGCAUUAGGUGUAAAAGGGGUCUGCUGGAGUUCUCUCCCUCUGGGGCUGUGAUGAAAUCAGCAAAAACUGACACAGUGCAGACUACUGACAUUGCACUCUUUAAAUCCCCACCCCAAAUAGACGGUGAAUCUUCUUUGAGUAAUAAAACCACAGCUCAGCUUGUUUACUUUGUUUUUUAGUGGUCUGCCACUCCUCAUUCUGUCCUGAUUAAAGUCGUAAUCUGAUCAUUUCAGCCAGUUCACUAAAAUAUUUUCACUGCGAUGAAAUGGGCAUUAGAGGUACACAUUUAUUGCUGCAAAGUAUCCUUUUUCCUAUCAGAAGUCUGCAGAGACUCACCGCUCACUUGUGUUCGGUUGUCCACAGGGAGCAAGCAUCUCUGACGCUUAUCAACGGGUGUAAAUCACAGAACACAUUCUCAGAAGCGUAACCUCAUCACAGCCACCUGCAAGGUAGAGCAGAUAGAAACGAAUGUGACACAAUGUUUGUGAAGCCCCAUAUCUAGGUUUCCAUUGCUCAGCAUAUGCUCUUUUUCUCUGCAAGUUAUUGCUUCGCAGCUACUUUUCUCAUCCUGUAAAAGGCAUCUUGCUCUCUCUCUUCUUGUCUCUAAUUUGUUUCACUGGCUUUAAGUAACUGUUUUGUGGAUGUUCCGUCAUGUGAGAUGUCCCAGAUGUAAAGACUGUGCUGUGGUUGGUUUAUCUGGUGCAAGCCCCAUGACCCCUUCUUAUCAUAGUCGGAUAGAAGUAGUUCUGCACAGUUCAGUGAUAAAAAGCAAAUGAGUUGAUAUUACAUUUGGAAGCUGAGCUGCUUCACUGGACUUUUUUUUUUUGCACAUGCAGCUCACGUUCUCAGCAGGGAAGUAACUAUACUACAUUUACUCCAGUACUGUACUUAUUUAUAUUUAACCGCUAUAGAUAAGUUACUUUUAAGAUUACAAAUUAAUUGAUCUAAUUGGGGCCCCUCGUCACGUUUUAGAUGUCUAUAGCAGUUCCACCAAAUAUUUCCUCUCUGCUUUUUUAGAUGGUUUCAUUUAAAUAACUGUAACCAAGGAUUUAAACAUUGAAAAUUUCACACACAAAAAAUAACAAAGAUUAGAGAACUGCAGAACUUAUUUUUGUUCUUUCUUCCAAAAAUAAUCAUGUCAUGACCCCUCAAAUUUAUUUUGUGACUCAGUCUGUCCCCUUGGUUGGGCUAAAACUAGAUUAAAUUACCUAACUUUAUAUAAAGUAGUUAAAGCUACUCAACCAGCUAUAACCGUACAGUAAAGGGCUUUUUCCUUCCUUCUAACAAGUACUAAGUGAUGGUUUUAAAUACUUGUCCACUGGUCCAAUUUACUGUGUUUUAGCACAAACGUUGCUGUGUGAGCUGAUGUAGAACCACAUGGAUUCCCCGGCAUUAAGACACUAUUAGUAAUUAAAACAUUAAUAUAUUGAUAUUGAUAUACAUAUGUGGUGUAAAGUGACUUCUGACAUCAUCACAGACUAGAUAGUCUGGAACAUCUCCUUUUCCUCGCCCCUUUUCUUCAUAUCAACAUUCCUCUGGGUAAAUCUAAGACUGUGAUGGUGUCCAGAGACAUAGCCAAGUACAAGAGGGGGGCUCUCACUGCUCUUCAAUUACCACCAUCCAGUAGUCAGCCAGAUAAUGUUCAUUUGCAUCCUCUCUCUGCUUUUAAUAAACACUGACCAAGAAGCCCAUAGACGGAUAUUUGUAUUUACAUGGACUUUGAAACAUGAACACUAUUAUGGAGGAUGGUUUGUCCAGGCAGAAUGGGAAACUUUAUCUUCAUGUGUUGCUUCAUGUUUUGCUAUUUGCGGUGUCUCUAAAGUUGCUAUAGUCACCAUUCUUUGUGGUGGAAAAUGACAGACUAAGUGUAUUUUAACACAGAUGCCUAUUACACCACAUUUUCCCUUACAAGGCCUAAGAAUAUUUGUGUAGUCACCAGCUCUCGAGCUACUGAGAGGAGACUUUAGUGCUUUUAAAAAAGAGUCCUGAUGCAAAGAUCCCAAAAGAUAGCAUCGUGUUACAACAGUAAUUUGCACCGACCCAUUUAAAGUGAAGAUUCAACUUUGAUAUUGAGACUGAAUAACCCUCUAAGUGUCAUUAAAGUCAGAUUGCCCUUUACAUCCUAAUAGAUCUUAGUAUGGAAGAUCAAGUGGUUACAUGACAAAACAUAAGUCAUGAAACCAUCAUGUCAAUGUCUAAAAUGGGGGGGUGUCACCUACAUUGAAUAAGGGUAAGGACCUAAUAUUAUAGGUACUUUAUCUAUUGCAUGGUUUACCAGCUACUUCCACUUUCGUGGUGUCAGCUGCCAUCUAGCGUCCAUCUUUAUUUACAUAACUUAUCUCUAUUAUCCAGGUAAACGUGAUCGAUUGGUUGGGUCUGCGCAGGUAGUUUAGGAGGUGCUCAGGCCACAUCUGUUCGGAGUAAACAACACCAUUUUUUAAUCUACCGGGACUGUCUGGAGUUUUCGGGCACACCUUUUUUUUUUUUUUUAAAUUUGAUCUUCAAACUACAUGAACCGUGUUAAAGUUUGUCGAAGGAAGUUGCUGCUCAGCUGUUGUUUGUCACUGUCGCUGAACGUUUCCUGACUAAUCUUAUCUGCGUCGAGGCUGUGACACGCGCACCUACCGCUCCUUUAGCUCGGUUUCAUUUUGUUGGUGUUGGAACUCUUUCCAUCAUGAUGUGACACUUCUCAUCAUAGGUAAAGUAGAAUAGGUGCACGCACGACCAUGUUGUUUCAUCUGUUCAUACUCCUUCAACUCCUGUCUUGUGGAGAUCUGGCCUGUGUGAGGAGGUUGCUGUCGAAACACGAAGACCAAGAAGUGUUCGUGGAUGAAGGGGACGCAAAUUCGUUCCUGGGUCGCCAUCUGUUGUUCAACCGGUUUGACUUUGAGAUUUUCGUUCCUGGAAAUCUGGAGAGGGAGUGUUAUGAAGAAGACUGCAAUUACGAAGAAGCAAGGGAGGUCUUUGAAAACACCCCAGCUACAAUAGCUUUUUGGGGAAAAUACUCUGCAGAAAAGGACAAACGCCACACACGGGUUGAUGUGACAUCUCUUCUGGUGGGACUGGUUGCUGUUGGUGUGGCCAUUGUUAUCAGUGGCCUUCUGCUCUGGUAUUUCUGUCACGGCAAAUGCAAGAGCUUCAGCCGUGCAAACUCCGUCCAGGUGCGACCGAGGAGGAGUAAUGCUUCACUAAUAAUGCGACGGCUAGAGGAGGCGUCCUUACAACCUGUGCUCCCACCUGCACAUCCACCCCCUAUUGAGGAAAUAGACCCAGUGGGGUUGCCUUCUUAUGAGCAGGCAAUUGCAAAAAGUGGACCGUAUGAUGCCCCACCUCCUCCCUAUCCUGGCUCACGACCUGGGAGUAUUCGGCGGUAGUAUCUCCAGGACAACACAUCUGCAUGUCUGUCAACAAUUGACAACUAACAUUUACACUGUUCUACACUGCUUAGCAUUAUAUACCUUUUUUUUCCUCAUCACAAUAUUUAAAAAAACUUCUUAUGCCUUUAUGUUUAUUGCUCUGAUUAUCUUGUUCCACUCAUACAUUUCUAAUCUUUCUGGCUUGUUGGGGUACCUUUUACUAAGCAGUGUAAUCCAACUUCUUAACACGCUUGUGCCAAAACAUAGUAGUCGGUUGUCUGGACUAACUAUUUUCCCAGGUCUAAUUAUGCUUUAUAAUAUUACCAUACAGCUGUGCUGAAUAACCUUUAUAAUACAAUUCAACCAGUUUGCUGCUUUUUGUCUAAAUGUAAAUGAAGAAUCAAUAAUGAAUUGGACAUGAAGGAUUUAAAUUGCUGGAGUAUUAAGGCGCUUAGGAGCAGUUGCUUCAGACACAGCAUGCAUAGACUGAGAGAAAGUAUUAAUUGCAAAUGAAGAGAAACUGAUCUGUAUAAUCAUACAGCUUCCGGUCUCCAGAAGGAAAAAUGGUAACACCCAAACUGAUUUCAAUGGCAUGAUUGUAUUCUAUAUAAUAUUGCCAUACAGAAAAUACAAGUGUUUUUGUUUCACUGGGCUACCAGCUUGCUUUGUAAAAAUUCACUUUGUAAUUUAAGCUUAACAUCAUCUUUUAUUCUUUUUUCUUUUUUUUUACGUGUGGCUUUUGUUGCUGUUUUAUAUAAAUUCCUUUUGUGUCAGGAAAUGUAUGUCUGAUUCACCAACUAAUGAGAACACUGUUCUAUGUGAAAUAAUGUUUCAUUUCUAUAAAUAAAUUGUGGUUGAUUAUUAACUGUACUAUAAAUAAACUGUUUUACAUUUAUACGGAACAAUAAAUGUGAGGAAAAGGACAGCUAAAACAUAUUUCAACAGAUGGGAUGUACAGUUUGUCAGGCUGGUGUUUCAUUCCCAUCAGAUGAUGCAGAAACAGGGUUAAGAAGUUAUGUUCCUCCAAACUAACAUUAGCAAAGUCUUAUCAUGACAUGAGAAUUAAUGUAGGGGUAGCCUUGGUGAAGCUGAUCUGUACCAUAACUACUUGAAAUGAAAAUCUUUUAUAGAUAUCUUUUUAAAUAAAAUUGA
Molecule: messenger RNA, 5103 nt
Organism: Anarrhichthys ocellatus (wolf-eel)
Lineage: Eukaryota; Metazoa; Chordata; Actinopteri; Perciformes; Anarhichadidae
Gene: prrg4
Product: proline rich Gla (G-carboxyglutamic acid) 4 (transmembrane)
Exons: 7
Coding region: 3322-3969 (215 amino acids)
Cellular component (GO): plasma membrane; extracellular region
Molecular function (GO): calcium ion binding
Source: RefSeq, a predicted model, not a curated record